AUGUCGAUACCAAACAGUCACCGCAAUGUGGAGGACGAUGCACCCCCUCCAUUGCCACCUCCUAGAUUUAUACCCGGCUUUGCGCCUCCUGGACCACCGAGCCACGAUCGUAUUCCUUCUAUUGACUCAACCGCUAGCUGGGACUCGAGACGCGACAGUGAUAGCGACCAUUUACGGUUUAGGAAAAAGGAGGUUCGACCACACCAAAGGGAUGAGGGCUACCAUAGCAUGAACUCGACAUUUUCGUCAAUUGGCACCCAGGAUUCAUUCCCGAAGAAGCUUUUCAUGUCCCACAACAUCCCCCAGUUCAACAAGUCUGCAGCGAGCGAUUAUGACAGCCAUCUGCUUAAGAAGUUAGAUUCGCGUCGAGUCUUCGACAACCGCUCACCACCUCGCCGAUCUGGACUUGCCAUGUCUUUGGACCAAAGUAGACCUGAUCCCUCACGUCAUAACAGCAUCCCUCAGUUAUCUUUACCUCUUCGACUGAAUAAUAACCAUCCAACGGAUUCCUCUAGUCGCUUCACAGAGUCACCUACACAGUCAGUAGCCACGACAACAUCACCACGUGCUGCGCCGUAUUAUUCUGUCGCCGGUCCCGAGUAUCGCUCACCAGUCGAAUUGACAGAUAUGGACCGUUCACCACGCUAUAGAGCUAGGCGGAAUAACAGUGACGACGCCACUAUGUCAACACAUAGUGGUUACGACAAUAUGGAGGACGUAGAUUUUCCAAUGGAAGAAACGUCUGGUAUUAGGAGAUUACGUAUUGAUGAAGCCCACGGGCGGUCAGAUUACCGGUCUGUUGGGCAGAAAAGACGCGCAUCCUCGCCGCCGAGUGGAGAUAGUCCACCACAAGGACCAUUGAAUUCUAGCGACCCUACAAGGCGCCGCGACGGCGUUGGCAGGGGCUCACCAGCCCCACGACUGAGCUUAGUACCACCAAGCUCUAUGUCCUCAGUGUCAACCGCGGGGCGUAGUGCAUCCUAUGUUUCAACGGCGUCUCUAAAUACAAGCAUUUCAAGUUUGACCUCAUUUGGGGGCAGAUCUCCUAGCGGACUAUCGUCUGGAGGCCUAUCUCCCGUCGACAUGAUGGGCAAUUCACCUUAUAAUACGCCAGUAUCACUCGGGCCCUCUUGCGCACCCUUUGGUCGAGCCCCCCAUCAGCGGAAUGCUAGCAACGAAAACAAGCAACUUGCGUCACCACGAAAAGUUGUAGAAGUACCGAAAGCCACCAUUUCGAAACUGCAAGGCGGCUUUCUCAUGUGUGAAUGUUGCCCUAAGAAACCUAAAAAAUUCGAGACACCAGAGGAAUUAAGUGCGCAUGAAGCUGAGAAGCAAUAUGAGUGCUCGUUCUGUGGCAAUCGUUUUAAAAACAAGAACGAGGCUGAACGUCACCAAAACAGUUUACAUGUCAGGCGCCAUAGCUGGUCCUGUUCGGCACUUCUCAUGUCAGGCUUUGAUAGAGCUUUCCACGAGAGUCAAAACAGGCCCGGCGAGGCCGAUACGUGCGGCUAUUGCGGUGAAGAAUUUAUGCGUAGUGGGGGAGCUGCACGUGCGCGGCACGCAACUGAGCGUGAUUGGGACAUGCGAUUGAAGCAUUUACAGGAAGCUCAUAAGUUUCGGGAGUGCAACUCGAGCAAGAAGUUCUAUCGCGCGGAUCACUUCCGGCAGCAUCUUAAACAUAGCCAUGCCGGCACAAGUGGAAAGUGGACUAACAUGCUAGAGAAUGCCUGCAUGUUGGACGAAGAGCCACCACAGCCUUCUCGGUGA
Xylaria bambusicola is the source of this 1767-nucleotide messenger RNA. RefSeq lists its product as uncharacterized. The record is from RefSeq and is a predicted model, not a curated record. Bases 1 to 1767 code for a protein of 588 amino acids. The transcript is spliced from 3 exons. NCBI's taxonomy places the organism in Eukaryota, Fungi, Ascomycota, Sordariomycetes, Xylariales, Xylariaceae.